This is a messenger RNA of Drosophila willistoni, 3335 nucleotides long. It is a transcript of the gene Eip74EF, whose product is annotated as ecdysone-induced protein 74EF. Lineage: Eukaryota; Metazoa; Arthropoda; Insecta; Diptera; Drosophilidae. The transcript has 4 exons. The record is from RefSeq and is a predicted model, not a curated record. Gene Ontology annotation, cellular component: nucleus. Bases 105 to 3038 code for a protein of 977 amino acids. Gene Ontology annotation, molecular function: sequence-specific DNA binding; DNA-binding transcription factor activity, RNA polymerase II-specific. Gene Ontology annotation, biological process: regulation of transcription by RNA polymerase II; cell differentiation.
AAACGUAGAAAACACACCCAAAAAUAACCUUUCUUCUGAUAAAGAAGGAAAAGAUAAUAUAUCUAUAUUCUUGAGAACAUCACGCAUACGUCGCGGUGUACAAAAUGAUUAUGGUGCAACAUUUGGUGGCUGCCACAGCGCAUAAUUUUGCUAGCCAGGCGGCAGCCCUAGCCAACGUAACCAGCUCCUCCUCAUCAUCAUCAUCAUCAUUAUCCUCGUCGUCAUCGUCGUCAUCUUCUUCGUCAUCAUCGUCUUUGUCGUUGUCAUCGUCGUCCUCCUCCUGUUCAACAUCAUCGGCCACACCAACGCCUGUGGCAUCUCCGAUAACACCCACAUCGCCCACUACAGCCAGGACAUCGCCCACGCCACCACCAUUGGUGGCAGCAACAGAAGCAGCAACAGUGGCCACCGCCACAACGACGCCACCAUCUCCAGUUCCAAUAGCAGCUAUAGUUCCAAUUCCAGUCGCAGUCGAGGAAUCUAAUUCAUCGCCAUCGCCUUCACCACCAUCUCCACCAUUGAAGACGGCUGCUGCUGUUGGAUUGGAAUUAACUGCUGAAUCAACAAAGCCAAUGCGAGUCAAAGUUGAACGGGAAACAGGUGCCAUAGAUGUCAGCGAGUCAGCAGAGUCCACAAUAGCAACGUCGACGACAACGAUAACGACAACGACUACGACGAGUCCAAGUUCAGCUGAUGUUGAGAAAACUUUGGUGUCUAAGCCGGAGCCAGAAGGCGAACUCGAACUUGAACCCGACGUUGAGCAGCAAUGCUCUCCGCCUGCAGCUGAUGAAGAGGAAUCCUCCGAUUGUCGUGAAUUCAAGGUGCUCUACAAUCAUCUAAGGCAACAGCAGCAACAUCAACAGUUACCCUCGCCGCAAGCGGAUAAAACCCGCAGCACCUUGGAUGAUGUCUCAAAAAUACUUUGGGAACGCAAACAGCAACUACAGCGCAGCUCGGUGAUCACUAGCAAUGUCCAUGUCGUCCAGGCCAUGAUGCAACAGCCGCAGCCGCAACAUCACCAGCAGCAGCAGGAACAGGAGCACCAGCAGCAAAUGAUGAGUGACAUUGAGGAUGAGGAAACUAUAUUGGAGGAGGAUAUCGAUGCGGAUGUGGAAGCGGAUGCCGAUGAUGAAGAAUUGCUGGAGCAAUAUCAAGAUGGUUAUGACUCACCAUUGGAUCUGUCGUUAAGUAGUGCCACAACAGCAGCUGCCACAGCGGCGGCGGCCAACCGCAGACGAGGACGCACUUACUCUGGCACAGAAUCCGAUGAUUCGGCCCAAUGUGAAAGGGCGCGAAUGCGUCUGAAGCCAGCGGAACGUUCGGCUGCCUAUAAAAAGAGCUUGAUGAAGCGUUACUAUACUGAAAUUCCUAUUGUUAAACAAUCAACGAGUCCGGCACCGCAGCAGCAGCAGCAACAACAACAACAACAGCCACACCAACAACACCUGCAACAGCAACACCAACAGCAACAACAGCAGCAACAACAACAUGCUGCCUCAGCAUUUGCUGGAGCUUCUGCAUUGCUUCACAUCAAAACCGAGCAGAAUCCACUAUUAACUCCACUACAACAUCAGCAGCAACAACAACAACAUAGUUUACAUGGUGCAACGGGCAACAAUAAUGCACACCAACAGCAGCAGCAGCAGCAGCAACAACAACAACAACAACAACAACCUUUGGCCAUACCACAUCGGCCAUUACUACACAAUCUGCUAAGCGGCGGUGCAAUCCACAAUCCACAUCACAGAAACUACACGACAGCCACAACAGGUUCAUUUCCGCCCAGUCCAGCCGAUAGCGGUGUAUCCGAUGUGGAUAGCUCCAGUUCCGGUGGCCAGCCCUGUGCCGAUGAAUUGAAGGCACGCCUGGGCAUGCCCACAUCGUCGGCAGCAGCAACAUCAGCAUCAGUCUCAGCAUCAGCCUCAGCAUCGGCAGCGGCGGCAGUUGCCGCCCACCUGCAUACGGGCACAUUUCUGCAUCCGAAUUUAUAUCAGAAUAAUGCGGCGAAUUCGUUGCGGAAUAUAUGGAAUCGCAGUGUUGGUGUACCCGAUAAUUACUAUGGCAGCAGUGGAGCUGGGAGCGGUGGCGGUAAUCACGGCACAAACGGCAAUCCACAAACUCCGAGCUAUUUGACAACGUCCUACUUCAAUACACCAACAGCAGCAGCAGCAGCAGCAGCGGCGGCAGCCUCGCAACGCAGCUCAGCUGUCAAUGGCUAUCAUUCCCUGCAGCAGCAGCAGCAGCAGCAACAGCAAUCGCAGCAGCAGCAACUCAACCAUCAGCAAUUGUCGCAUCAGCAACAACAGGCACUGCAUCAGCAUCAUCAACAGCAGCAACAGCAGCAGCAGCAGCAACAACAACAACACCAGCAACAUCAACAGCAGCAGCAGCACCCGCACUCCCAGCUAAGCGGCGGCCCACAGGCAACGCACUCCCACUCUGCACAUCCGCAUCCUCAUUCAGUCCAGCAACAGCAGCAGCAGCAACAGCAGCAGCACACGCAUUCCACAUUGGCCAAUGCGGCGGCGGUGGUAAGCAGCAGCAGUGCGGUGGCAGCUGCCGCCAUGCUCAGUGCCAGUGCGGCGGCAGUCUCACAGAGUGUCAUCCAGCCGGCGACCUCUAGUGUCAGCUAUGAUCUCUCGUAUAUGCUGGAAUUGGGCGGUUUCCAGCAGCGGAAGGCGAAGAAGCCGCGCAAGCCCAAACUGGAAAUGGGUGUGAAGCGGCGAAGUCGCGAAGGUUCCACCACAUAUUUAUGGGAAUUCCUGCUCAAAUUGCUGCAGGAUCGUGAAUACUGUCCGCGGUUCAUUAAAUGGACAAAUCGGGAGAAGGGCGUCUUCAAGCUGGUGGACUCGAAGGCGGUGUCCCGCCUCUGGGGCAUGCAUAAGAAUAAGCCCGACAUGAACUAUGAGACAAUGGGCAGGGCAUUGAGAUAUUACUAUCAGCGAGGCAUCUUGGCCAAGGUGGAUGGUCAGAGGUUGGUCUAUCAGUUUGUCGAUGUGCCCAAGGAUAUAGUCGAGAUCGAUUGCAAUGGUGUCUAAGAUGACGAUUACGAAGAAGUCAUGGGCGAGUGUAAAUAAUAUUUUGAAACUGAAACUGAAACUGAAACGUUGGCAAUAACUCCCUCUCCCGCUGGAGAAAGGAGAGACCUCUCCAACAUACACACACACACACACAGAGUGAGAGAAAGAGAGAGAACAAGCGGGGGAGAGACAACAGACAGACAGAGAGGAUGGGAGGGAAAGCGGCAAUAGUAGCAAUGUAGGCAAGAGCAAGAGAUCCGAUCUAUAUAGAACAUUAUGCGUAUAUAUAUACACACACAAACACACGCAUGUCUA